UACAAUUCUCGGUAUCACCGUCAUUCCAAGACUGGGGCGGACUUUCCUCAGCAGCUUGUUGACUCAUCAUACAUGCAGUCUUUUCGAUAUUGAUACAUCCGUUGCAGCGGGACUCACUGAUCCCGAAUACAAUUCAAAUUGUCAGUACGAGUACGACAGAAGCUGCUCUUCAUGCCGUGGUAAUGUAUUUACCUGGAGGCCUCCGCGGGCAUGAUGUGAACAUAUAUGUAAGUCGAGGCCUCCUUCCUCACCUCGAUAUGCUCUUCAACGAUAUAAAUUGAUCAUGGCAAUCAACCCGUCAUUCGCAGAUGCUUGUCAUGCAUCCGCCAUCGCCUUGCCUACCCUAUUCGGUGCCGAAAUCACCAACAUUCAUGCCUCCGCAGUCACCAAUUUCUCCCUCUCCUCUAGCCCUUCAGCAGCGUGGACCAAAUCUCAAUUUUCCAACCUCGACUUUUGCAACGUUACAAUCAGCUACACUCAUCCUGGUCAGAAGGAUAAUGUCACCGUCUAUGUAUACCUGCCUCCCGCUCUCCAGUGGAAUGGCAGAUUCGCUACCGCGGGAGGAGGAGGCUGGGGUGCCAUGAUGUCCGGCGGCAUGACCUCGAUACCCGCCAUCGAUGCUGGCUUCGCUGUUGCGGAAACAGAUGCGGGUGUGGCUACCGAUGCGCUCACAUCGGCGGACUGGGCAUUGCUGAGUCCCGGAAACCCUGAUAUCAAUCGUCUCGAGAUAUUCGCCAGCAAAGCUUUGCACGAUAUGGCCGUCAUUGGCAAAAGCGUGGUUGGAUCCUUUUAUGGGCAAUCCCCGGCUUACUCUUAUUGGAUCGGCUGUUCUCAGGGUGGUCGUCAGGGUAUCAUGAUGGCGCAGCGAUACCCUGGAGACUUUGACGGUAUCUUGGCUUUGGCUCCUGCUGUCAAUUGGGGUCAUUUCUUUCCUGUGAUGGCAUGGCCGCAUCAACGCAUGUAUGAGGAGAAAGCCUUUCCUCGCGCGUGUGAGUUUGCCGCUCUACGCGAUGCUGCAAUCGAAGCUUGUGAUAUGCUGGACGGAGUACAAGAUGGCGUAAUCAGUGCACCGGAGCUCUGCAAUUUCGACCCCAUCGGCAAGAUCAACCAACCCUUUUUCUGCAAAGACACGAAUUCGACUUUACAUUUUACCACCGCGGCGACGAGGAUUGCUCAAGCGGCUUGGACCGGACCCCGUGGUUCCGAUGGAAAGUUUCUCUGGUAUGGGUAUGCCAUGGAUGCUGAUUUGAGCAUGAUAACCGCAACGACUUGCAAAGACGCAAAGUCAUCAAACCCGGCCAAUUGCACCGCAAACCCCUUUUCUAAUGCGGCAUCCUGCGAUGAUGAAUCUGUGGAUUGCACUGCUGUUCCUUUCCCCCUGUCCGAUUCUUGGUUCCGUCACUGGGUCACCGCUGACCCCGAGUUGGAUACGACUUCACUCUCCCGUGAUGACUUUACCUCGCUGAUACACCAAGGUAUCCAACACUACGAUUCCAUCAUCGGAACCCGCGACCCGGAUCUCUCGGCUUUUCAAAAACACGGUGGUAAAUUGCUCACUUGGCACGGCAUCACUGAUCAAAUCAUCCCUUUCGGCGGUUCGACAUCCUAUCACGAUCGCGUGGCCUCCCUCGACCCUCGAGUGAAUGAUUACUUUCGCCUUUUCCUCGCACCGGGGACCGCGCAUUGUUUGCCUGGAAACGGCCCUUUUCCCUACCGCGCGCUGGAGGAUCUGAUCGAGUGGGUGGAAAGAGGUGUGGCGCCUGAGCGGUUGGUUGCGCAGAGGAUUGAAGAUUUGGAUGCCGAGACUGGGCUGUUGAGGCAUGACGUCGAGCGUGCUGGAGAUAGGGGAAGACCGUUGUGUUUGUAUCCAAAGAGGCAGGAGUAUAUCGGCGGUGAUGUUGGGGUGAUGGGGUCAUAUCGCUGCGUUUCGCCAUGAUAAAAGGCAUCUGAUGGUGGACCAGCUUGAGUGGUAUUGGGAGAUAUGCAAGGACAAGACUGGAGACGGGUAUAGCAUCAGUAUCAACCAU
Messenger RNA from Aureobasidium pullulans EXF-150, 2027 nucleotides. Its product is annotated as tannase and feruloyl esterase. The record is from RefSeq and is a predicted model, not a curated record. NCBI's taxonomy places the organism in Eukaryota, Fungi, Ascomycota, Dothideomycetes, Dothideales, Saccotheciaceae. The transcript has a single exon. Bases 284 to 1936 code for a protein of 550 amino acids.